UCUCGGUUGGGCGGCGUUCGUGCCACUUCGCGUUUAGAGCGCAGAGCGAAGACCCGCACGCUUACUGCUCAGAGCGACUCCGAGAGAGAUCCACACACACACAGAGAUUCACACACACAGAGAUUCACACGUAAAUUGUCACAGACAGAUUUACACACACAGAGACUCACACACACAGAGAUUCACACACAGAGAUUCACACAUAAAUUGUCACACCGACUGAUUUACACACACAGAGAUACAUUCACACAAAUUCUCACAGAUUCACACACACAGAGAUUCACAUAGAGAGAGAUACAAAGAUACACACUUCGAGAUUCACACAGACAUACACACGAGGCAACGGCACACACAGAGCCACACGGAGACAGAGAGAUAACACAGAGACACAUCAUAGAGACUCGGAGAUAGAAAUACGGCGAGAGGCUUAGACAUUACACAUACACGCAGAGGCACCCAGAGACGUAGAGAAACACACAGAGCUACAGAUACGCAAGGACACACAGGGACACGAGACAGAGAGUCGGGGACAAAUACACACACAGAGACCUAGAAAGACGCGCAGACACACACACAGAGAGACACACAUACACAGAGACCUAGAGAUACGCGCAGACACACACAGAGACACACAGAGACCUAGAGAGACGCGCAGACACACACGAACGCACAAAGACAAAUUGCACAGACGCACACGAUCUAUACACCGGGAGGCAAGUGCUGUUAGCAACCACCUAUUAUUAGACAGACACGUGGCGUGUGCAGACACACAGACACACAUCGACGUACACACAACACGCACAGACACAAAAGGCACCAAGUGACGACGGCGCAGGUUACAAAAAUAGACUUUGCUGAAUUCGUCGAGUUUGCAACCAUCGCUGCGACAAACACCACCAACGGGACGGAUAUUACGAAUUAAAUAGAGUGCGCGCACACACACACACCACACAGAGAUACAGGCUGCAUGCAUACACAUCGUGGAGUGUAUUGAUAUCGUAGACCACACCGCACACACACACACACCCGCCGUCGCCGUGCGUGUCUUUGGUGGAGUCCUAAUUGGUGAACAAAGCCAGGAAUCGAUUCGCUCGCUCACUCGCUCGCCCACACAAGAGUCGUCCAGCCAUGGCGAGCGCGAACAACGGCAAGCAGCGUGAGGAGUCGCCUGCCCUCAAGUUUAUCAGCCGGGAAGAGGCGGUGGCGAUCGACAAGGAGCUGAGAGAAGACUACGGCUUCACGCCAGAGCAGCUCGUCGAGAUGAUGGGCAUGGCGGUGGCGCACGCCAUCACCAGGGCUUUCCCUUUGGCCUCGUUGCCCCGCAAGCAACCCACGGGCCUGGUGAUCUGCGGGCCGGGCUACAACGGAGCGUGCGGCCUGGCCUCGGCACGCCACCUCAAGAUGUUUGGGUACGAGCCGACCGUCUUCUACGUGAAGCGGUCCGUGAAGCCGCUGAGCCAGGCGCUCACCACGCAGUGCGAGAAGCUCGACAUCCCCUUCCUCUCGUACCUCCCCACCGAGGUGCAGCUGAUCAACGACGCCUACUGCUUCGUGGUGGACGCGGUGUUCGGCACGGGGCUGCGUGGCGAGGUGCGUGAGCCCUUCCUGAGCAUCAUGAACACGCUGCGCCAAGUGAAGGCGCCCGUCGCGAGCGUGGACGUGCCCUCUGGCUGGGACCCGGACUUGUGCGGGAACGGCUCAGCGUGCCCAGGGGCGACUGGCACCGCUGGGCCCGCUGGGGCACUGCAGCAGCAGCAGCAGCUGCAGCAGCUACAGCUGCAGCCCGAUGUUCUCGUUUCGCUGGGGGCUCCCAAGCGGUGCGCUGAGCGCUUCGCGGGGCGCCUGCACUUCCUGGGAGGGCGCUUCCUCCCGCUGGACAUUCACAAGAAGAUGGAGCUGAACCUGCCCGAGUACCCUGGCACGGACUGCAUCGUGCCACUGCUCUAGCCCCGGACAUCGACGGCAGCAGCAGCAGCAGCAACAAUAGCGGUGGUGGAGUUAUCCCUGGUGCCUGCCUGCCUGCUUGCAUGUGUGUGUGUGUGUGCUAACGGCACUUGCCCCAAUAGUCUGUUAAGGCUAUACGGGGGAUCUUUGUCUUCGUCUUUGUCUCGACGAGUGUCAGUCUGAAGGCCGCCCCAGAUGCGGUGAUGUUUGCUGGGAUCUUUGUCUUUUGCGUGUGUGUGGGUAUGUGUGUGAUGUUGGCCACCCACCCCCUCGUGUGCCGUGCCGGCCUUCAUAGGUGCUCGUGAACAGCACUUGCCCCAGCCGUCUGUUAAAGGCUACACAGGGGAUCUUUGUCUUUGGGGGAGCGGUAGUGCAGCGGUUAGCGCACUGCGCUACGAAACCCGACGAACCGAGUUCAAUUCACGCUCUUGGCCACCAACACCGGUGACGAUUAUCUGAACCGGUCCCGGGCCUCCCCUAGGUCGAUUCGGCCUCAAAUGAGCACCUGGUGCUAUGUGGAAACAUCACUGCUGGAGAGACAAAGGUGGCCGGGCGUGGUGCCGGCCACCCAGCCCCUCGCCAACAGCAAGGGGCUGGGUGGCCAGCGGCCGUCGCUUGCGUUGCGAUCGAAACGUCGUCGUUUUUUGUUGUUUUAUUUUAUUAUUCCUUGAAACCUAUCUACGUGACUUUACCGAAAGGCCCAAAUAAUAUGAAUUCCUGCAGUCACGAAAGCUCCAAGUCAAUAAUGUGUGUAUGUACAUAAAAAAAUAAAAAUCCAUACAUUUCCAAUCCACCAAUGGACCAAAGCCCCACGCCCCCCCUCCGCCACCAACUCUUAUUCCGUAGGAUUAUCGAACUUUAAUUUACUGGGCUGGUCAGUUCAUGUUGACUGAAUGGGGGGGGGGGGGGGGGGAAGGGAGAGCAAGGGGCAAGACUAAUUCUGAAAUCUCUCACCGCCAAUGUUAGCCGUGGGCCGAGAGAGUUAACAAAAACACGCAAACUCCCGGUUCACCGGGGCUCAUCGCGCAGAGCGCCGCUCCGUCACUGCGUGCGAGUUAGCGAGCGCCUAUUAACACCGGCAGGGUGAACAAAACAUGGGGGGUGGUUUCGGCCAGCCCCAUGCCCGGCCGCCUUUGUAUUCCCAGUGCUGAUGUUUGCGCACCGCGUAAGUUGCUCAUUUAUAGCUAAGUCGACCUAGGUGGAGGACUGGUACAGAUAAUUGCCACUGAUGUUGGGUGCUCGCUAAGAGCACUUGACCCACAGGCUGAUAGAGGGCACACGGGGGACCUUUGCCUUUCUUGAUGUGUGUGGGAAGUGGUGGUCCAGUGGUUAGCGCACUGUGCUUCGGACCCAACGACUUUGGUUCAAUUACUCACCAAGGGUUAAUUUCAGUGGCGAGUGAUACCCGUGGCCCGAUUGGACAUCUCCUAGGUCAACUGGGACGUAAAUGAGCACUUGGUGUACAGGUGCGUAAAGUAUCAGCACUGGGGAGACAAAGGCGGCCAGGCUUGGUGCAGCCCACACUACCCCUUUGUGUGCCCAUCCAGACUUAAUAGGUGCUCGCGAACAGACCUUGCCUCAACUGUUAUGUUAGGCUUUCAAGGGGGGGUCUUUGUUAAUGCAUUUGCGAUACUAGGCUAGGUAUGAAUCUGGAAUCAUAUUUGUAGCAUUGUUUUGUUGGUCUCUACAUAAUAGAGUCUCAAGAGAAUUAACUUAACAAAAUGGUGUCUGAUGGGGUCUCUAGACAAUAGAUUGACCGUCUAUUGUCUCUAGACAAUAGACUGACCGUCUAUAGACAAUAGACUGGCUGGUCUCUGAUGGGGUCUCUAGACAAUAGACUGACUGUCUAUUGUCUCUAGACAAUAGACUGGCUGGUAUCUGAUGGGGUCUCUAGACAAUCGACUGACCGGUCUCUGAUGGGGGUUUCCAGACGACUUACAGACUGACAGUGUACAGCGUUUUUGAUCACCACGUAAAUGCAACCGAGCAGUCAAGAAUUUAGUCCUGGGACUCAGAUAACCCCGUUAUUUCAGACAUCUGCCUUUUUCAAAAUCCACCCCGCCGACCACACACACAGUUGGCUAAUUGCGGCUGAGUGGACCAACAUUAAUAAAUUAAGAAAACAUCUUCAGCGCCGCAAGGAAACAGCUUGCAAUGCACGCAUGCGUAGCCUGAUACGAGGGUUGUGAGAGUGUUUGAGUUUGAGGGAGUGUGUAUGUGUGCGUGCGUGUGUGUGCGUGUGUGUCUGUGUGUGUGUGUCUGUGUGUGUUGGGGGGGGGGAGCGGCGGUGUAGCUGUUGGCGAUUCUCGCUCACGGCUUACCAACACCCAGUGAUGAUUGUCUGAAGCGGUCCUGGGCCUCCCUUAGGUCGACUCAGCCUCUAAUGAGUACCUGGUGCGGUGUGUAAACAUCGUCACUAGGGAGACAAAGACGGUCGGGCGUGGUGCUGGCCACCCACCCCCUGGUGUGCUGUGCCGGCCUUCAUAGGUGCUCGCUAACAGCACUUGCCCCAACACUCUGUUCAAGCUGCACGGGGGAUCUUUGUCUUUUUUGCGUGUGUGUACGCGCGUGUGUGUACGUGUGUGUACGUGUGUGUGUGUACGCCUGUGUGUACGCGUGUGUGUGUACGUGUGUGUACACGCGUGUAUGCGCGCGUGUGUGUGUACGCCUGUGUGUGUACGUGUGUGUGUAUACGCCUGUGUGUGUGUGCGUGUGUGUGUAUGCCUGUGUGUGCGUGUGUGUACCUGUGUGUACGCGUGUGUGUACGCGUGUGUGUGUACCUGUGUGUGUGUGUGCGUGUGUGUGUACGCCUGUGUGUGUGCGUGCGUUUACAGGGUCCGUUAAGUGAUCGCCACGAUGGUGUGCCAGUUGAUAAUAAUUUAGGCUGAAUACUAGUUACCUUGCACCUGUUUGGUUGUGAUAUUUUUAAUUUUACAUUUUCUCCACCCCCCCCCCCCAUUUGUCCAAUUCAUUCUAUAAACGUCGGAUUGUGUUUUUUGUGUUUUUUGUCCUUGAAAAACGGCCUGGAGUUUGAGACGUCUGAACGAACGUUCUCAAACCGGAAUUUGUUGUUAUUGUUGUUGUUUUUAAACAACCAAAAACAUAUUUUUCACGUGAUUAUUAACCGAGGUUUAGCAGCCAAUAGUAAAGUGGCAGCACCAACGCGAUCACCGAAAUUCUCCGCAUCAUGAGACGCAACGGAAAAGGGUGCCCAGUGCCAAUAAAGUUACAUAAAUCACUCCGAUACAAAGGCAAAUGUCCCCUGU
Messenger RNA from Lethenteron reissneri (Far Eastern brook lamprey), 5210 nucleotides. RefSeq names its product yjeF N-terminal domain-containing 3-like. The record is from RefSeq and is a predicted model, not a curated record. Gene Ontology annotation, cellular component: mitochondrion. Gene Ontology annotation, molecular function: NAD(P)HX epimerase activity. Lineage: Eukaryota; Metazoa; Chordata; Hyperoartia; Petromyzontiformes; Petromyzontidae.